This is a messenger RNA of Camelina sativa (false flax), 1140 nucleotides long. Its product is annotated as protein LIFEGUARD 3. The record is from RefSeq and is a predicted model, not a curated record. Gene Ontology annotation, cellular component: membrane. NCBI's taxonomy places the organism in Eukaryota, Viridiplantae, Streptophyta, Magnoliopsida, Brassicales, Brassicaceae.
UAAUCUCUCCGGUGGUCACGUGUCAUCUCCACCUUAGCCCCAAGAGCCUUCAUGAACUUUCUUCUUCUUCCUCUCCUGCCCACACAACCGCUUUUUCUCAGGAAAAAAAAAAUCCAAACUUUCUCGUUUUGCUCAUAAUAUAACACAACAGAGACUCGCAAACAAAGUGCACCGAUUCAACUUCCGUAUCUCUUGAUCGUGAUACAGUUAUCAAAAGGGUUCAAACUUACCUAAUUGACUCGGAAUCGUGAUGUAUCAGUGGAACUUACCGUACCGGAAAGAUGACGUGGAAGCAGGCGGCAGCUCAAGGGCUUUAUACCCAACGAUGCUUGAGAACCCUGAUCUCCGGUGGGGUUUUAUACGCAAGGUUUACUCUAUCAUCGCCUUUCAGCUUCUCGCCACCGUCGCCGUCGCAGCUACUGUUGUCACCGUCCGUCCAAUUGCUCUGUUCUUCGCAACCACUGGCCUUGGAUUAGCUCUCUACAUAGUCCUCAUCAUCACUCCCUUCAUAGUGUUGUGUCCGUUGUACUAUUACCACCAGAAGCAUCCGGUGAAUUACUUGCUCUUGGGGGUUUUCACUUUGGCUCUGGCUUUUGUAGUUGGAUUGUCAUGUGCUUUCACCAAUGGGAAAGUGAUUCUUGAGUCAGCGAUAUUGACAACGGUUGUGGUACUUUCUCUCACAUUAUACACCUUUUGGGCAGCUAGGAAAGGAUAUGACUUUAAUUUCCUCGGACCAUUCUUGUUCGGCGCUCUCAUCGUGCUUAUUGUCUUCGCCAUUAUACAAGUCUUGUUCCCAUUAGGGCGGAUUUCGGUGAUGAUCUACGGUUGUUUGGCAUCGAUAAUAUUCUGCGGAUACAUAGUCUAUGAUACUGACAAUCUGAUCAAACGAUACACAUAUGAUGAGUACAUUUGGGCAGCGGUUUCACUCUACCUAGACAUCAUCAACCUCUUCUUGUCUCUUCUUACUGUAUUUAGAGUCUUACAGAGAUGAUGAUUAUGACUUAUGAGGAUGUGUUAAUUAGCUUCUUUGUCUCUAAAAAAUGUUUAUAAUAAGAUAAUAAAUUUGUAUAAAUUCGUUGUUACAGUUCACAUGUUCAUGUGAUUUAAUUGAUUAUAGAGGGAACACAAAAACUGUGGAUA